Coprinopsis cinerea okayama7#130 is the source of this 1569-nucleotide messenger RNA. Its product is annotated as cytochrome P450. The record is from RefSeq and is a predicted model, not a curated record. Lineage: Eukaryota; Fungi; Basidiomycota; Agaricomycetes; Agaricales; Psathyrellaceae. The coding region runs from base 1 to 1569 and encodes 522 amino acids. The transcript has 11 exons. Gene Ontology annotation, molecular function: heme binding; oxidoreductase activity, acting on paired donors, with incorporation or reduction of molecular oxygen; monooxygenase activity.
AUGACCACUUCCUCAACGAUGUCUUCUACUCUGUCGCUCGACGUUCUGAGUGGCAGGACAAUUUUGUUGGACACUUUGGCUGUCGCCCUGUUUCUAUACUAUCUCAUCAAACUCUUGGGCCGUGGUCGACUUCCUGCUCCCUUGCCGCCCGGCCCCAGACGCCUACCUCUGCUGGGAAACAUCCUCGACAUGCCCCCCAGCCAGGAAUGGCUUACCUUUGCUGAAUGGGGUCGCAAAUGGGGAGACAUGACUUCCAUCUCAAUCUUCGGACAGGAGAUAAUCAUUCUCAACUCAAUCAAGCUGGCUGUAGACAUACUGGAGAAGAAGGGCUCAAUUUACUCUGAUCGGCCUGUCAUGGAAAUGGGCGGCGAACUCGUGGGCUGGAAGAACACUCUGGUACUCAUCCCGUAUGGGGAUCGCUUUCGCAGUUUUCGAAAGAUGUUCCACCAGGUUAUUGGGACCCACGCGUCAAUGUCCAACUUCCACUCCGUCGAAGAAGAAGAAACUCGGAAGUUCCUCAAAGCUUUGCUGAAGGACCCGAGCAACUUCGUCCAGCACGUUCGGAGCACUGCAGGCGCGAUUAUUCUCCGGAUAUCCCAUGGGUACAGAGUUAAGGAACACCAGGAUCCUUUCGUGGCCGUUGCGGAAGAGGCGACAGAGCAAUUUUCUCUCGCGACUGCACCGGGUGGCUUCCUUGUCAAUCUUAUCCCUCCGUUGAAGCACCUUCCUGACUGGUUUCCUGGAGCAGGAUUCAAACAGACAGCUAGGGAGUGGCGCAACACGAUCAAUCGCAUGGCAGAUGGACCCUAUCGCUACGUGAAAGAACAAAUGGCGGCUGGUAAUGCCGAACCUUCGUUUACGUCGAAGCUUCUCGAGGAGCCAGACAUAUCCCAAGACCGCGAAUUCGACAUCAAAUGGUCCUCCGCAUCGCUGUAUUCUGGAGGAGCAGACACGACCGUAUCCUCUAUACAUUCCGUGUUUUUGGCCCUCUCCCUUUUCCCAGAAGUCCAGGCGAAAGCGCAAGCAGAAAUAGAUGCCGUGAUUGGGGGUGAUCGUUUGCCAACAUUCGAAGAUCGACGAAAUCUGCCAUAUAUCAAUGCCGUAGUUUCGGAGGUACUGCGGUGGCAUGCAGUCGUUCCCACAAGUGUCCCUCACAGAGUUUCUGAAGACGAUGUCCAUAAUGGCUACUUCAUCCCCAAAGGAUCGUUGGUGAUUGCGAACAUCUGCCGGAAAGAUUCCUGGGUCCCGUUCCCGAGCCUGAUCCGCGUAACGCUUGCUUCGGUUUUGGAAGGCGGUCGAAUCCUUGCUGAUGCCUCGGUUUACAUCUCUGUUGCGAUGCUUGUCGCUACAUUCAAUAUUUCCAAAGCUAUGAAGGACGGUGAGAUCGUGGAGCCGUCUGUCGGCCAAACAAGCGGAACUAUCAGUCACCCGCAAAGCUUUGAAUGCACCAUCAAGCCACGAAGCCAGAAAGCAGUAGAUCUCAUCCUCAGCACUAGGUCUUUGUCCACUCUCCAUGUGCCUGGCCCUCACCUUGUCUCGAUCGCCAACGGUGCCACUCAUGACAAUUGA